AUGGGGCUCUAUAAGGUGAAGCCCUAUACUGAUUAUGAACAAAUGAGUAUCUCCUGUGUCUACUGUGAGAGCAGGACCAGGGUUCUGAUAAAGCAGGAGAGAAGAAAGCAGAAGGAAUACUUUGAAAAGAACAAGUUAAAAUCAAAAAUGAAAUUACUAGGAGUUUUUUCACCUGUGAAGAAUACCACUGCCAGCUUAGACCUUCUUAAUCUGUAUAUGGUAAAUCAGAUAUCGUCCAAGAAGGAAACACCUGGAACCAUGAAAAGACCAACUUAUGUGAAUAUGAACAGAGAUUUGAAAAUCCCACUAAGAAAGCAUGAUUUAGAACUUCCGAUGUCACCUCACUGUGUCCCUUCUAAACUGUGCAUUGAUGACAUGGGGAAGACUGUACCCUAUCAAAGAUUAUGUAGCAAGGAAGAAACUGGCCCAGUUCAGUCAUCACAAGACAUGAACUCAUACAGAAUGUUCCACAGAGCAGAAAGCUACAGUUACAUUCCACCAUCUUUUCCAGCAGAAUUACCUUCUAACAGACAUAUUCCAAACCAAAACUCCACCCCAAGAAUAGCACCAAAUCCUUGGAAAUAUGCAUAUGAGAAAAAACAAAAUGAGCAGUUCAGUAAUGGAAAAUUUUCUGAUCCCUUAUUUUCCAAAUUACAUAAAUGUCAAGAUAUUUUCAGUCCAUCUCAGAGAACAGCAGAGUUUGGAGCAUCCUGUGAGAGAAUGAGCAGUUCAGAAACUGGUGAUUUCUUUACUAGAAGAUCUGUGAUUAUGGGGGAAGACUGUGGAAGCCUCUGUGAAAGAAGACAGCCAGACUUUGCUAUGGAAAAAACAUCAGUGCAACAGAUUUGGGGGAAUAAUGGGAAAGAAUUCUCCAAUUUUCUUGAAGAUGUGAGCCAGCCAAAUCAGAGACAUCUGUCAUACAAUCAUGACUCGGACACAUUUGUCAGUCAUAACAUGAUCCAGUUAUUGAGCAGAGAUCAGCCAGGGAGAAUGGCAGCCUUCCCAAAGGGUGGUUAUGAUGGUUUGAGUGGCGCCUGUGUGGCUCCUUGUCAUGGCAGCCACUCCACUAGUGGGUUCACUAGAGGGAAUUUUACAGUUCCACAAGUAGCUCUUCCUAAUCCUCCUCUGAAUACAAGUUACUUAGGAACCUGUCAGUCAAAGAAGCCCUACCAGAAGGAGUCCAACAGUAGUGAAAUAUGUGAAUUUAGUUCUUUUGAGAAAGAUUGUCACCCAGCCAGAUGUGGAAGAAAAGGAAAUAUUGAAAGUGAUGACCAAGAGGAAGCGCUGCAGAGAAAUACCUGGGAAUACCCAGUGUAUUCUAUGGGCGAUAUUCCUUUGAAAGAAUUACAUCAUAAGCAGUCAUGUGAUUUUGACCAUAAUGAGAUGGAAGGAAGAAGAAUGUGUCCUUUAAAAGGGAGGUCAAGGUCUACUGAGAAAAUAUAUCUGGAGUCCCCGCAGAGCAGCCAGUCUGCCAGCUACUCUCCACGGCCCACAGAGAGCACUUUCAGCUCCAGUUCUGACUUGAUAUCUGAAGACGAAGAUCAGAUACAGCAGCAAAUUGAAGAUUCAAAUAAGAAAGCCACAGAAACAACUGAUAACAUUUGUCUAGAAAAGGUGGAAGAUCAUUUAGGUGACAUAAUUGUGAAAGACAGUGUCAAAAUUCAUAAUCAGAGUGAUAAUGUUCACCAGUCUUCAGUGAAAAAUGAUGCUGAUAAAUGUCCAGAGUCUCAGUGCAAUUCAGAGCACAUAUCACAAAACCAAACCAAUAAUGACUGUGUGCUUCCGGCUGGGCGAUGUGACAUAGGGGUGCAGACUGAGAAAGAGCUGGGUGUGGGGAAAACAGCAGAUGCUGCCGUACAGUGUACCAUGCUUUGCCAAUGCUCAUGUCAAAGUUGGCCCGACGUUCCCAUGGAAGAGGUGCCUUCCCUUCAGGAGGCUGGCAGCUGCCGUGAAGAUCUCACGGCAGAUACCACUGGAGGGCAGGAGACACAGAUAGAUGAGAACUCACUCUAGAGUCUCUGUUUAGAGUGCAGGGUUUCAUUUAACCGUGGAAGGCAAGAGGAAAUGUUUAAUCUUCAUUAACAUAAUAAAUAAUGAGAAAAUGAGGCUGAGCAUAAAGGGGAGUUUCUAAGUUCUGUUGUUUCUAUGCAAAUGUAAUAUUUCUGGUUUUAAUAUUUCAUGUAGGCAUUUAAUAGCCUUAUUUGUAGAAAUUUGCAUAUAUAUGCUGCCAUUUUCAACAUGUUGCCAUUCUCGUGUUUACUCAUCCUUAUUUGGAGUAAAAAUAAGCACAACUUCUUUAUUUCUGUUGAUAAUCAUUCUAAAUUUUGAUAAAGUUAAAUUGUUCAACAAAUGUUCUCUUUAAAAAUGUUAGCCAUGCCAGCCAGGGUGGUCUUCAACCUUCUCUCUCCCUCCUCCCCUCCAAAUCCAACCCUGUCUGUGCCACAGCCCUUCCAGACCGCCAGCUGCAGCUCCCCUUCCUCUAUGCCCUCACCUCCGGAAGACCACACAGAUCUCCAGCCUUUCCUCUUGUCUCAGCUCCAGCUUCUGUAGGCACUCCCUUUUGGAACCAGCGGCCACACGGGCCAGGGAAGCAGGGAGAUUAUCUUCAGAUCUGUACUCUCCUUCCCUUGCUGUAAAUCCAGUCCGCAGACUCAUCCCCAGCCUCUGCAGCAGACUGUCAGCUGUGGGUGCUCCUCUCUUGGCCCCCAUUUCCAGAAGACUAAGCAGAGGCUAGUGGAACAACCUGCUUUCCUUCUUCCGGUGGACCUUCUCAGCCCCUGCCUGCAAGCCAGUCUCCCUCCCUAGGUGUCAGUUUCCAAUACUGAGAAGCACAUUCUAACUAGACUCCUCCCCACAAUGGCCACACUUAUCAGGAUCUUGGAAGCAUUCCCUACAACCCACAGCCACUAUACUAAGAACCAGAAGGAGCAACAGGA
Onychomys torridus (southern grasshopper mouse) is the source of this 2936-nucleotide messenger RNA. RefSeq names its product chromosome 16 C12orf40 homolog (gene Redic1). NCBI's taxonomy places the organism in Eukaryota, Metazoa, Chordata, Mammalia, Rodentia, Cricetidae. The transcript has 13 exons. The record is from RefSeq and is a predicted model, not a curated record. Bases 1 to 2013 code for a protein of 670 amino acids.